UUUUUAAGAGGUGAAUGUCGUCCAUGUUGGACCCGUUGGGUCAUCCACGGGAGUUGAGCAUGACAUAAUCUUUGUUUACAGUAAACAAUUACUGUGAAUGGCCAUGCUGUUUGUCUGCGGAUUCAACCAGUUCGAACAGCUCAAUUGUCUGAUUGAGAAGGAAACUUCUGGGUCGAAUAAAGAAGACAACGUCGUGACAAAGCUUAUCCGGAGCCCAUGUCAAGAUAUCAGGGAUGUCUAUGUGACCUGGAGCAACGUUCUGGUCGUGAGAAGGAAUGGCGUGACCAUUAAUGGAUUUUUGGAUGGAGUCCUUGUCAAGUCAAAAUCAGUCAAUCCGCCCUUUGUCGAACCGGUCAUCCAGGCAUCAGGGACUAGGUCGAGAUGGAUAUUUGUAAGUGAAAAAGGAGAAUGUUGGGAAUAUUGCUCAGGCAAAUGGCGUCUUCUUAACUACUUGUUUCCACCACCUGGAACCAACGAGGAGGAAAGCAUUUCUGGCUCAAUUGCUGAUUCUACAGGUACUGAACAAGAUGGCACCAUGCCUGGACAAAUUGCUUCCAGCUCUGUUGAGAAAUUGGAUAAGAGCGCCUAUCGUCUAAAAGUGAUGAAAGUUGUCUGCGGUAGCACUUUAACAGUUGGACUUACAACAGAUGGGCUUGUAUACACACUUCCGGUGCUUAUGAAGUUCCCAGUUGGAACCCCUCCGAUUAAGGAUAUUGCUUGUGGCCUCGAGCAUGCUGUUGCUUUGAGUGAAGAUGGAAGGGUCUUCACUUGGGGUUGUGGAACGAGAGGCCAGUUAGGUCUAGGCAACCUCGAAAAUUGCAAACAACCAACAGAAGUAGAAGCCCUAACAGGGCUUAAAGUCAGUUGCAUAAGUGCAGGAGGAUGGCAUUCAGCUGCUGUAACCGCAGACGGAGAUGUUUAUACUUGGGGAUGGAACAAAGAGGGGCAGCUCGGACAUCCCUGUAUAAAUAGUGAUUCUUGGGAGGGAAAAGUUGGUGUUUUGGCUGAACCUAGGGCAGUCGAUUGGCCCCAAGGGAUAAAUGUAACUGUAAACUCUGUAUCUUGUGGUACGACACACACUGUUUCCAUACUAGAUAACGGAGAAGCCUGGGGGUGUGGAAGGAACCAGUGGGGUCAACUUGGCUCAGAGAAAUAUCAGUUCACUGACAAAAUGACAAAAUUGGACAUGCCCGACGCAGUGAUCGCCACCAAGAUUCACUGUGCAGCUUGGAAUACGAUUAUCUUUGCGAAACAUGCCGAAACUAAAUCCGCCUCAGCACAAUAAAAUUUAUGUUUCAUUUAAAUGAUUUUACAAAUUAUAAAAUAUUGGCUGUGUCAAGAAAUAAAGUACUAGUCCUUCAUA
This is a messenger RNA of Cimex lectularius (bed bug), 1363 nucleotides long. Its product is annotated as ultraviolet-B receptor UVR8. Bases 98 to 1285 code for a protein of 395 amino acids. The transcript is spliced from 6 exons. The record is from RefSeq and is a predicted model, not a curated record. Lineage: Eukaryota; Metazoa; Arthropoda; Insecta; Hemiptera; Cimicidae.